Messenger RNA from Meloidogyne enterolobii, 159 nucleotides. NCBI's taxonomy places the organism in Eukaryota, Metazoa, Nematoda, Chromadorea, Rhabditida, Meloidogynidae. The record is from the annotation of a GenBank genome assembly.
AUGAAGGUUGAUAUUCAAACUCAAUUACAGAGAAUUUCUAUUGCUGAAACUUCUUUUAGUAAUGUUAGUUUGGUACAUAAACAACAAGUUGGACAAAUAUUUUCUCAUGAAAUAAAUGAACUUGGACAGCAUAUGUUGGUAGAUUAUCGGGUUAUAUAG